AUGAUUCCAUUCUUAUUGAUAUUUCAAAUUUCUAGAAUUUAUCCAAUUCUAUUAGUAACUAUUGGGCUCUUUGUUUGCAUAAUUAUUACAAUACCUGUAUAUGUCUCAUUUCAUCGAAAAGCUUGGGAUACAAAUAAUGGUGAAAGAAAGCUAAUCACAUUGUUACCAGAAUUUCUGCGGUUGAGUGAAAAGUUACAGCAAACUGAUGAUGAAGAAGAAUAUGAUAAUGAGUGGGUGGUAGAAGUCAUGGGUGGACCACAAGAAGCAAAAGAUAUCGCUCGGAUGGUCGGAUAUAAAUAUAUUGCUCCUGUAUGUUUUAUGUUUCCAUACCGCAAUAUUAAAAGUUAG
Molecule: messenger RNA, 348 nt
Organism: Cercopithifilaria johnstoni
Lineage: Eukaryota; Metazoa; Nematoda; Chromadorea; Rhabditida; Onchocercidae
Source: the annotation of a GenBank genome assembly